Molecule: messenger RNA, 3090 nt
Organism: Sphenostylis stenocarpa
Lineage: Eukaryota; Viridiplantae; Streptophyta; Magnoliopsida; Fabales; Fabaceae
Source: the annotation of a GenBank genome assembly
AUGGACAGAAGCAGUUCCAGACGCAGAGGCCGUUCCCCUUACCGUGGCGGCAAUGCUGGCCGUAAUAGUCCCGGUGGCCGAGGCGGCAAUGCUGGCCGUAACAGUUCCGGUGGCCGAGGCGGCAAUGCUGGUCGUAGCAUUUACCGCGGCCGUGACAGUUACGUUGGCCGUACAGGAAGGCCUUAUCAACAUCACCAGUUCAGUAGUGGCAAUGAACAAGGGUCUCCUUCCGAACAACAACCACUACAGAGGUUAAACCCUUCUUCUCCUGGUGCAUCUUCAGAAUCUCACAAUUCUCACCCUCAAACUGAGACUGAAACUGGAAAUCAAAGACAAACUACUCAUAAUCCAGACGCAGGUUCUUUGAAGAUAUCAAAGGAGAAUAUCAGACCUAUGCAUAGGCCUGACAAAGGGGGAAGGGAUAAAGUUGAAAUAAGGAAUCUCGAGGUGAACCAUUUCCUUGUUGAGUUUGACGAAGGCAGAGUAAUCUUCCACUACGAUGUCGACGUGAAGGCCAGGGGUACCCCCAGUUGGCCUCAGAAAAUUUCAAAGUUAUAUCUGUCGUUGAUUCGGAAGAAGCUAUUUUCCGAUCACAGGCUACCGAGUUCGGCGUACGACGGCGAAAGGAACAUCUUCAGCUCGGAGCCGUUGCCGGAAGAAACCUAUGAUGUGGACGUGUUCAUUGAUGGAGACGAAAGGCUCGUUGGCUACUCGGUCACUUUCAGACUCGUGAAGGUGCUUGAACUCCGCAAAUUGAGAGAUUACUUGAGUGGAAAUGUUCUUUCGACUCCGAGAGAUGUUUUACAGGGCUUGGAUUUGGUAGUGAAAGAGAAUCCCGCGCAGCGGUGUGAUUCGUUUGGGCGCUGCUUCUUCCCCAUGCAUAAUCCUAGAACUCCGAGAGACGUGAUAAUUCCAACUGAAGGGUUUCAGCAGAGUCUUAAGCCCACUUCUCAGGGCUUGUCCUUGUGCCUGGACUAUUCCGUUUCGUCGUAUGUUGGGAAGGAUAAACCGGUGUUGGAGUUUCUGCUCGAACAAAUUCCGAACUUAAAUUUGAAUCAGACCUCGACGUUCAAGAGCAAAGUUGAGACUCUACUUGUGGGGUUGAAAGUUAAUGUGACCCACCGGAGGACGAAGCAAAAAUACACUAUUACCAGGUUGACACGCAGGGCUACGAAGGAUAUCUCAUUCCCUGCUUUGGACUCUGAGGGACGGUAUACUGGAUGGACACCUUCUCUGGAUGGCUUCUUUUUACAGAGGUACGGCAAGAAGAUUCAACACGUAGACCUUCCUGCCUUGGAUUUUGGAGGCAACAAGAUGAAUUAUGUGCCUAUGGAGUUGUGUGUCUUGGUUAAGGAUCAAAGAUGCCCCAGAAAGAAUUUAUCGGACACAAAUGCUGCCACAGAGUUGACACGUAAGGCAGUGAUUCCUCCACCAAUGAGGCGAGACAAAAUAAGAGCUUUAGUAAAAUCAAAUGAAGGACCGUGUGGAGGUGGUGUUAUUGAAAGUUUUGGAAUGCGUGUGCACACUUCCCUGACAAAUGUGAGCGGACGUAUAAUUCAUCCCCCAGAAUUGAAGAUAGGUGAUAGACGUGGUCACAUUAUUAGUCUGCCACUGAGUCCAGCGAAAACUUGGUGGAAUCUAAAUGAUAGAUCAAUGGUGGAAGGCAAGCCACUUAAGUGUUGGGGCAUUCUUUUCUUUUAUAAGCAUGGUAAACAAAAAUUUAAAAGCGAACAGUUCAUUGAAAAUCUUACUAAAAGGUAUACAGCUUUGGGCAUUGGCAUGGAGAAGCCCGCUUCGUAUGAAGAAUCUUGUAUUUCGACACUUAGCAAUUACGCUUCGCUGUUUGAAUUACUUAAAAGAAUUAAUGAUCAGGUUCGAGAGAAAUGUGGACAACGGCUGCAGUUCCUUCUUUGUGUGAUGGGCGAAAAACAUUCAGGUUACAAGUGCCUCAAAUGGAUUGCUGAGACCAAAGUUGGGAUACUGACACAAUGCUGCUUGUUUUCUCAUGCUAAUAAAGGGGUUGAGAAUUUUCUUUCAAAUCUUGUCCUCAAGAUAAAUGCCAAAAUUGGAGGAAGUAAUGUAGAGCUCAUGAAUAGGCUCCCAAACUUUGACGGUGAAGGUCAUGUUAUGUUCAUAGGGGCUGAUGUUAAUCAUCCAGCUUCCCGGGACAUCAACAGUCCAUCAAUUGCUGCUGUAGUUGCCACUGUUAAUUGGCCUGCUGCAAAUAGCUAUGCCACACGUGUUUGUGCUCAAGGUAAUCGGGUUGAGAAAAUUUUGAAUUUUGGGAGAAUUUGCCAUGACCUAGUUUCAUAUUACAAUAGGGUGAACAAAGUCUGGCCAGAAAAAAUUGUUAUCUUUCGUGAUGGCGUGAGCGAAAGUCAAUUUCAUAUGGUUCUCACGGAGGAGUUGCAAGAUUUGAAAUCAGUGUUUCGUGAUUCAAAUUACUUCCCAACCAUCACUCUUAUUGUUGCACAAAAGAGACAUCAAACUCGAUUUUUUGACAAGAAGCGAUUAUCAAAUUUGAAUCCUGGAACAGUUGUUGACACAGAAGUAGUACAUCCUUUUGAAUUUGACUUUUACCUCUGUAGUCACCAUGGGACGUCGGGUACAUGCAAGCCCACUCACUAUCAUGUGUUAUGGGAUGAGCACAAGUUUACAUCUGAUGAUUUGCAAAAACUGAUAUACCAUAUGUGCUUUACCUUUGCAAGGUGCACUGGACCUGUAUCUUUAGUCCCUCCAGUGUACUAUGCUGAUCUUGCUGCAUAUAGAGGCCGGUUAUACUAUGAAGCAAUGUAUGAAAUCCAACCUCCUGCCUCUUCCGCUACUGCAUCUUCUUCCUCAGUUUCUACCCAAGGCUCAAGUAUAACUCUGCUCCCUUUGCAUUGGGACAAGCCGCUUCAAGUAGGUAGUAGUUUGCGCCUUAAUCUUCAAACUGUCUUGUCCUUUGUUAUAGUUGUAAUUGAGUCGGACAUUGUUGAUGUUAUUUUAGUCUGUUUUGGGUUAAAUAACGGUGGAGAUGGGGAGAGCUUGUCUACUGGUGUCUUUGACGCAAAUGAAUGGAAUCUUUCUAGAGAUGAUCAGAGCCUUUAG